CAAUGCUAUUCACCCCCCAUCAGUCCGACAAUGGCCGACGUGUCUCGUUUCUGCGGGUCAGGAGAGGGAGAAACAUGUAUAUAUAUCUGUCGACUAGAUUCUCUCGUAGCUCUUGUUCAGAAAACCAGAUAGGUCCUCAUCACCAACCAUUGCCCUAUUACGCCCUCGCAGCUUUGUGAGACGACAACAUCUCCGCCAUGCCGAGCAUAACGAGCCUACCGAUGGAGCUGGUGCUGAAGAUUUUGCAAGCUCCUUGCGACCCCUGCGAGGGGCUGGAGCUUUUCGAGAUUCCCGGCAACUACGGCUGGGGGCUGCACCUCGACAGCGCCAGCCUCGCGGCCUUCGCCCGCACCAGCCGCCGGUUCCGCGGCGCCGCCACCGAGAUCCUCUACCGGACCCACGGCGGGUCGAGGGCGGCCGAGUUCGCGGUCCGGAACCGCAGGAUCGACAUCCUCGACAUCGCCGCGUCGUUCCGCGUCAGUUUCCGCCCCCCCAAGACGACCCGCGGCGUGAGAUCGUUGCUCGAGCUGGCCUGUUAUCUCGGUUACGAGGACGUCGCCUCGUGGCUGCUGGACCACGGCGCCGAGAUGGGGGAGGAACCCCAAACCUGGAUCGACGGGACGCCGGCUUUUCGGUAUUCGGCGCUGGAGACUGCCGUCCACGCGGAUAACACCGACGUUGCUCUCAUGUUACUACGCCGUGGCGCAUGCCCCUUUUUUUGGUCGGAUCCCCAAUGGGGUUUCCCAGCUCGCUACGAGACAGUCCUUCACAGGGCGGCCGCACGCCAACAGUUCGAGUUCCUUCGGUCGUGUGUGAAGGAAAAGUUGGUGCCAGUCGAUUUGGAAUCUUGUUCCCGCUUCAGUGCUCUAGCUAUGUUUGUAAUGCAUUCCUGGAGUGAUGCCUUUCUAGAGGCAAUUCAAACCCUGGUUGACCUUGGCGCUGAUGUUAACGCGAGAACGGAGCCUGCAAUGCUGAGUCAAGCUUUGCAGAGCGGCUCCUUCGCUAUAGCGACGGCGCUACUGGGCGCCGGCGCGGAGGUGAGGAGACAUUCCGAAGAGGGAGAAUUGCAGUUACUGCACUUUUGUGUCGGCAGAAAGUUCGUCUUUAGAACGGGGAUCGCGGAGACUGAGUCGGUUUACUAUCAUGAAGCAACACCGAGAGGCCAAACUUAUCCUCUCCGAGGGUCCAUCGAUGGAAUUCGCAGAUUGGGCCCUCCGACGACCCCUCUCGGAGCAGCCAUCAGGUUUGGGACACCCAAAGUGAUGGCACACUUCUUCGACGUAGGCGCCAGCCUAGAGACAACAGACUAUAGUGGAAGAAAUGCUUUGGACAUAUUUAUGGACCAUUACCGAGACAAGAGCGAACUCGACGGCGAAACAAUCGAGAAGAUGGAGGUACUCUUGAGACACGGCGGUAGGAUUGAUGUACCCAUGAAGUGCGGCCAGUCGCUGCUACAAUGGGCGGCUAGUCGCGUGAGGACUUAUUCAGACACCAAAGGGCUAGAGCGACUCUUAACGAUAGCGACCCCCAAGGUGACGGAUGAGAGAUAUCUGCGCAGCCUCCUCCCCAAGUACUCUCGGUCCGGCCCCUACGCGAUCUGUUGCGUCUUGGCUUCCCACGGAAUCUCGCUAAGUGUUAAGAAAUCCGUCGCAGCCGCGAGGCAGCUCAUACGUAAACGUAAGGAGCUCGAUAGCCGGGCCGCUUCUUGGUUCUCCAUGCUCCUCGACAUGGGUCUAUCGGAGCGGCGGCUCUCGAGACUGCUGACUUUCGCAUUGAGGCACAAGAAAGAUACGUACACGUAUAUUAUGCUGGACCGCGGCGUCCUGGCCGGUCCACACUCGAGACCGUCAUGGCUUCCUCUGGCCGCUCGAUGGGGGAAUCUCGUGGUGAUUAAACGGCUGCUGAGCGAAUCGACUGUGCAGGUGAAUGAUCGAUGCGAUUAUAGGCGAACUGGGGAGGCUCAGUACCCGUUGGCCAUAGCAUUCGAAUAUGGCCACAAUGAAGCCGCGUUGAUGCUCUUAGAGCACGGAGCUGACCCAAUACUCCCCCGAACAGGGCCUGUGUGCGAAAGCGGGUCGAACGAAGUCCAAUCUCUCCCGCCUUUUGAGAUGGCCAUACAUCGUGGUGCUGACGUUGACAUCGUCAAGGAAAUGUGGCUGAAGACUCCGCCCGAGUCCCGACCCGACGGAGUUAUAUUCAUGGCUUGCGUCCCGAGGCGGCACCACCUACUUUGCGAAUGGUUGGAGCACCAGGCCAAGGGCGGUAUGGGAAAAUGAGUAGAACAACAAGACUUGGUAGAAUACGGUCAUCGAGAAAAGAAAAAAAGGGAGCAAGUGAUACACGGAGUAAACUAGAUGAGAUAUGUCAAUAUGUAGGGAAUACAGAAAUGAGAUCGUACCAAUAAAAGAAAAAGGAUACCAAAUAUACUGCAGCAGAAAAUCCGUAGAAUCACAUGUGAAACAGACAUGUUGGCAUCUAUUCCCGUUAUUCGCUGAGCCGUGUGUAGACAAGUUCCGUGGGAAGAGAAUGAACGGCCAACGCGUAAACACUGGGUUGUGCUGCUAAGUAUUGCUGCUUCAGGUGGCUUCGUAGUUCAUCUGGAGGUUUGGGACCGAGAGGAGAUGAUAGUUGAGGUUCAGAGGGGAGCGGGGGGAGGUUGCUUACCUAGCGUAGCUUGAUGUUAUAUAUUGCGUUAAUGCACGAAUACCCAAGACUUACGAAUCCUGGUUCGAGGGAGAGGACCGCGGUGGACAAG
Molecule: messenger RNA, 2755 nt
Organism: Durotheca rogersii
Lineage: Eukaryota; Fungi; Ascomycota; Sordariomycetes; Xylariales; Xylariaceae
Exons: 1
Coding region: 198-2276 (692 amino acids)
Molecular function (GO): protein binding
Source: RefSeq, a predicted model, not a curated record